AUGUCAGGACUGGUCCGGUCAGAGACCGGCAUCCAAGCCGACGAUGAAUCCACCGAGCAGAGCAUCCUCACGCGCAUGGCGAGAUUUCGAAAAAAUCCUUUCAAUUUUGCUCAUGAGAUCUCCUUGUUCGUGCGAGGAGUGGGAUGGCGCAGCUAUAAUGACAUUCUUGGCCAACCGGUCUUCUAUCCAGGCUAUACCGCAAACAUCAAGGCUGCAACCAUGAGCUCUCCCCUCCUGCGGCGGAAAGUGGUCGAAUUGACAGAAAUGCGACUGGAGAGAGAAGAGCAGGAAAACUACCUGGAUCAAAGCAGUCCAACAUAUUUACAAGAGAGGGAGAAGCGCAGACAUGAAAUCACGUCUCAACUAAUCGAGAUCACGAGCAACAUGGUGGAUAACAUGAUAUGCAAGAUGGAGAGCAAGCCAUACAUCCGCGGCGCAUUCUACAUGACGACGCAGCUACUCACCCGAGCUUACAGUGCGAUACAUGUGUCCGAAUCUGAAGUAAAGCGUCUACGUGAAAUUGCAGCACAAGCAGCCAAGAAGAACCAAUCGAUCAUCUUUCUCCCCCGACAUACCAGCCACAUCGAUUACGUUACGUUACACUUGAUAUGCUAUCGAUUAGGACUGACGCUGCCAGUCGUUGUAGCUGGAGAUAAUCUCAACUUUCCACUGGUAGGUAAUUUCUUGCAGAACUGUGGUGCCAUGUGGAUCAGGAGAAGCUUCAACGAUGACCAGCUCUACGGUACUGUCGUACAGGCAUACAUUGACACCCUGAUGCAAAAAGGGUAUAAUCUAGAGUGUUUCAUCGAGGGGACACGAAGCAGAACAGGGAAGCUCCUUGGGCCUCGGUUCGGCAUAUUGAGCUUCCUCCUUGAUUCGGUUUUAUCCGGGAGGACAGACGACGCGUACAUCUGCCCAGUGUCGCUGCAGUACGACAAAGUCAUUGAGGUGGAUUCAUAUGUUAAUGAGCUGCUGGGAAAACCCAAGCAGAAGGAGAACCUGGCUGACUUCCUGUCUUCCUCCUCUGUUCUUUCGCUCAAUCUAGGACGAGUAGACUGCAGGUUCCAUGAGCCGUGGAGUCUGAAGCAAUUCAUUCAAGAACAGAAGCUGCGGCAAGACCAGCCAGGUUAUGAGGACCUGAGUUCAAGUGCAGCGGACUCCAACUCCAGGAUUCGGUUACUGAGGACCCUUGGCUACAAGGUGCUUUCCGACAUCAAUGCGGCUUCGGUCAUCAUGCCGACUGCUCUGGUUGGUACGGUUCUACUGACGCUUCGUGGUCGCGGUGUGGGCAAGACUGAGCUGAUACGGCGUGUGGACUGGCUUUGCGCAAGAACAAAGGCAAACGGCGGAAAGGUGGCAGACUUUCAUGGCAUGCCGACAGCGUACGUGGUGGAAAGAGCUCUCGAGGUCUUAGGUCCCAAGUUGGUCGGCACAAUUGAUGGACUGGCAGAGGAAACAUUCUACGCUGUGGAUCGGUUCCAACUGUCAUUCUACCGAAACAUGACAAUACACUUGUUCAUUUCCGAAUCGCUGAUUGCAGCCUCAAUAUACACCAGGGUGAAACAGGGCGGCGGAAGCGCUAACCAAAGGAUGAAGGAAACGGAGCUUAUCGACAAGGUUACCUUCUUAUCCCACUUGUUCAGAGGCGAAUUCAUUUUUCCUGCUGGGCAAGGCUUGCGACACAAUCUGGAAGCAGCGAUGCAAGGUCUUGUACGUGACGAUGUGCUGUCAGUCUCUGGAGACGCCGAGCGGUGGGUCGGCUUGUCAGACAACGAACGCAAACUAGGUCGGGAGAACUUCGACUUCUACUGCUUUUUGAUCUGGCCGUUUGUGGACGCAGCCUGGCUUGGUGCAGUCUCCUUGUUGGUCUUGGUCCCCCCAGUAGGCUCGACCACGACUUGGAUCGAUUUGACUCUGGCACAAAAUACAGCUCAACUGGCCGGCAGAACGCUAUACCACCAAGGUGAUCUGUCAUAUUUCGAGGCUGUCAAUAAGGAAGCCCUCAAAAAUGCGUACAGUCGCUUCCAGGAGGAGGGCAUCGUCCUCUUGAGCAAGAGCAAAGAAUCAAAAGCCUCGACCAUGAUUCGACUUGCUCCAGAAUGGAUGCCAGAAAGAGAUCCCACUACAGGCGACCUUACUGCGUCUGGCAAGUUAUGGGAUUUUAUCGAGAGCAUCGCUCUACAUCGGCGAGAGGGGAAAAACCGACGAGAUGGGGCAGCGGUCUCCAGGCGUGUUUUGUCCCUUGCUGCCACGUUGAACAAGCAAAUCUUUGAAGAGGCCGAGUCGCCGACCAGUGAAGCGGUACAAGCUACUUCCAAAGGGCGAAAGAGGAGGUCCAAACUAUGA
Molecule: messenger RNA, 2346 nt
Organism: Exophiala spinifera
Lineage: Eukaryota; Fungi; Ascomycota; Eurotiomycetes; Chaetothyriales; Herpotrichiellaceae
Exons: 1
Coding region: 1-2346 (781 amino acids)
Cellular component (GO): mitochondrial membrane
Source: RefSeq, a predicted model, not a curated record